AUGGCAUCGCAGCCACCGAACAAGGCCAAAGCAUCACGAUGGGGCUCGCUGCUCUCGGGCGCCGUCGCCGGUCUCGAAUCGCGUCUGGACACAAUCCUAGCCGAGGACAACGAAGCGUCUGCUCGCAGCAGAGCCCAGGACAAGGCUGCCACUGUAGAGAAGCCAUUGGCCGAGAAGCCUGCUGCUCUUGCAGUCCCCACCGCUUCUACAGAUGUUUCGCGUAGUCCGUCGCGCUCUCGUCUGAACGACCGCCUACAGGAAAGACUGGCCAAGGCGGUUGCCAGCCAGAACCCUUCUCGUUCCUCGACUCCUCUGAACCAACCUGCUAGUCCCAGGUCCAGUCUCGACUCGAGACAGUCGACUGACAUACCGCGGCCCCUUCCGGAAACAAAAGAUGAUAUCACAUCAACCCCCGUCGCUGACGUUCCGGUCCUUGAUGUCUCGGAUUCAAUCAACGACACUUCCGCAGGACUCAUACCUGAGCCGCCAGCUGUUGACUCCGCCCCCGCGCUCGUAGUCACCGAAGCUCCUCCCACUCUCUUGACCUCAGGUCUACCCAUAAACCCCGCUCGCAUCUCCAAUGACAGCGAAAGCAGGCCCUCGCUCGAGCUCGACGAUGAAGCUCAAACUAGAGAGUCGGUUCAAGAGCUCAAGGAAGAAGAACCCGAAGCCAUAGUACCGAGAGAUGUCUCUGAUCAAGACAACGAGCUUGCACAAUUGCGCCAGGAGAAUGCCGAAGCCGAAAAACAGAGGCAGGAAGAAAUGCUUGCCAACCUCGAACGUAUCGACGCUCUUCAAGCCAAACUACACUAUCUCGCAAAGGAGACGGUUGCUGCUGCGAAACAGGCAAACUCAUCUCAGGCCACUCCUCAGGAGCGCAAACUUGCGGAAAAGGAUGAGCGUAUUGCUCUAUUGAUGCAAGAGGGUGAAAAGCUAAGCAAAGUUGAGAUGCGACAAGGCGCCGCUAUCAAGAAGAUGCGCUUGAAGACUCAACAAGACGACAAGGCCAUGGCCGAGCUCCGGAAAAGUCUUGCUAGACUUGAAGAUUCCGAAUCGGACCUGAAGCAAAGGCUGAAGCGGACUGAGCAAGCUGAAAAACAGAGCACCGAGCAUCUAAAGCGAUUCUCAAAUCUUGAAAAAGACCUCGAGAGUCACAAGUCGGAGCUCGGGGGUAGCAAUGCCACAAUUGUUAAUCUUCGAAGUCAAUUGCUCGAGGCUGAGAGAAGAGCCGAGGAAGCCGAGUCUAAAGCAAAAGACAGCGUAGUCCAAGCAGACACCAACAAGCUGUCUGCCAUCCAGGAACAGCUCGAGGACGCGACAUUGGAAAAGAAGCUAGCAGAUGAUAAGUGGGGCGCAGAAGUUAAGCGAGUCACUGAAGAAGCUCGUCAGCAGAAGCAGCAGGCCAACUUUCGUGAAACAGAGCUUACCAACGAAAUAUCGGUAAGUUUAUGCCGUGAUAUAUGUCAGCUUGUGUAUGGUGCUCACGUGCAGUGUAGANACUAUGAAAGCCGUCUCGAAGCACUUCGCGUUCGUGCUGAAGAAGCGUCUUCAGAUGUAGGAGGGGACUCUCAGGCCAAACUCCUUCGUCAGAUCGAAACACUGCAGACUCAAUACUCUUUGGCAGCAGAGAAUUGGCGGUCUAUUGAGACCUCGCUAAAUGGACGUAUCGCUGCCAUCGAAAAGGAACGAGACGAAGCGACAAAGCGUGAGGCUGACGUACGCAAGAAAGCUCGCGAUAUUAGCAGCAAAGCCAAGCGAUUUGAAGAACAACUCGAAGAGAUGACCGAGGAGUCUCAACUUUUGACCUCGCAACUUCAAGCUAGCAAGGCCGAGCUGAAGAAAUUGCAAUCACGUCUCGAAACUGCAGAGAUGUCACUGAAUGAAGCAAGAACAGAUCUCGAUCGCCAAAAGCAGACAUUCGAAACAGAGUUGAGUCAAAAGCUAGAAGAAGAGAGAACAAGGCAACUAUCGCAAGGCCUGGGCAUCGCCAGUCCCAGCAACGGAGUCAUGGCCUCACGAACACAGUCUCCAACCAGCUAUUUCCGGAAGCAACCGCCGCAGGAUCCUUAUGGGUCUGUACAAUCACGCCGGGGACUCUCACGUAUACCUUCCCAGGAGCAAACAACAACUCUCUCGAUAGACCGCUCAGUAUCCCGCCGACCAUCAACCCUCACACCCGGCCUGAUAACCUCACGUACACCCAUGACUCCCGACUUUCCCUCGCCAAGCGUCAGCAGACAAGGCUCCAUGUUCUCUCUAGCUCAACUCAUCAAUGGCGGANAACGGAGCAGCACCACAAACCCCUCCAUCCGCACCACCAACGACGAUGUCGACGACAACUUUGACAACCGCUCGAGCCCACAACAAACGAUCAACGAUGUUAUUAGUGCCUCUACUGUACACACAGGCCCCAGUGUGCAGCUGGUCCAACACAUGUCAUCCAAAAUCCAACGUCUCGAAGCCGAAAAGUCAGCCCACAAAGACGAACUCACACGUUUGGUCACCCAGCGCGAUGAAGCCAGAGACGAGGUGGUUUCUAUGAUGCGCGAGAUAGAAACCAAACGUAGUGUCGACGGCAAGACCGACAAACUCGAGCAAGAGCUUGGGCAAGUCAGACAGAGAUACGAAGCCUGUCUUGAGAUGCUGGGAGAAAAGGAAGAGGAAGUGGAGGAGUUGAAAAGUGAUCUUGUGGAGGUCAAGAAGAUGUAUCGGGAGCUUGUCGAUAGGAACAUGAAGUGA
Messenger RNA from Aureobasidium uvarum, 2739 nucleotides. The record is from the annotation of a GenBank genome assembly. Lineage: Eukaryota; Fungi; Ascomycota; Dothideomycetes; Dothideales; Saccotheciaceae.